AUGGAGACAGCUAGUGAACAACCUAGCGUUGUUAGCCAGGAAGUACCUCCGGUAAAUCCUGAGCAACAAGAACAUGUUGAAGAACCGAUGGAAGAAGGUGAAGAGUAUGGGUACGAAGGCGAUGAAUACCGGCAUUAUAUGCCACGAGGACGAGGUGGCUUCAGCCCUCACGAUCGUGGAUAUGAAUAUGGAAUGCGUGGAGGAGGUGGCGGAGGAAGUGGACCAAGAUUUCGAGGCAGAGGAUUCGGACCUAGAGGCCCAAUGUACCGAGCAACAAAUAACGGGUAUCCUUACGAAGGACCACCGAGACCAAAUUGCCCGCCAGGACCUACAGGACCUAGAUACCGAGGACCUCCACCGUUUGAUCCUAGCUGGGGACCUAUGGGACCUCCAAAUAUGAUGGGACCACCUAAUUUAAUGGGCCCACCAGGAAUGCCACCCCCGCACAUGAUGAAUGGACCUAUGGCAUCAGGAAAUCCGUAUGGACCUCCUGGAAUGGGUCCGCCGAACAUGAACAGCAUUCCAGGUCAGCAGCAACCGCAACAACAGCAAGCUCAGCAACAAAACAACAUUCCAGGAUUGGACCUUAAUGGCGAGGUAUGGGUGGAAACAAAGACAGCGGAUGGCAAGUCUUAUUUUUACAAUAUUCGGUCUAGAGAAACUACGUGGACCAAACCCGAGGGCCCAAAUGUUCGGGUUAUGGGUCAAGAUCAGUUGGAGCAAUUGGUUCACGGUGCAGCCAAACAACCAGCGAGAGAAACAACACCAGUGUCGACAGCAAGUCAACCUCAACAACAACAGCAGCCGCCAGCACAACAGUCCCAACAAGCGCCACAGCAGCAACAACCAUCUCAGCAACCGCAGCAACAGUCACAACCCCAAGCUCUAGCUGAACCAAGAACACCAGGUAAUGAACAAUCACCUAAUGCAGAUACAAUGAAUCAGGCAAAUACAGCGCCACCGGGCACUGGUCCUCCACCGAUGCUCAAUGAAGCUCCGGAUGUUGUUCAACAGCCAGUUGCUGAAGUUACACAGCCUAAUGGUACAGUAACAAGUGUAAACACAACAGUAACAGCAGCUCAACCAGUAGCAACAAAUAUGCUGCAACCACCACCAAACAUGGUACCAAUGCAGCACCGAAUGCCAAAUCAAUUUGGCGCUCCAAUGGCAACUCCUUUUGGUGCAGCGCCAUUUGGAAUGCCACCACCAGGGUUUCAGCCUUUUGGUGGGUAUGGUCCACCACAAACUGGAUGGGGAAUGCCGCAGAUGUCUCACGGAGUUAUCGCGCCACAAACUCCAACAGAAGACCCGACGAUUCUCGCCCAGUUGGACCAAGAGUUGGUAGCCGCGGCGAUGGUGUGGAGUGAACAUCGUUCUCCAGACGGGCGUUUGUAUUACUACAAUAGCAAAGCUGGUGAGUCUGUGUGGGAAAAACCCCAACCUCUGAAAGAUUUAGAAGCUGCCAAAAUAGCGCUGAGGCAGAAAGCGGAGGAAGCGAUGGCCACUACGGACAUUCUGAGCUCGGUGCUUGAUCCCAAGCAGGACAAAGCUGCUGAGGCUGCUAAUGACACCAAAGACGCUAAAGACGGUGACGCUGCCAAGAAGAAGGAAGAGGCUCCCAAAGAGCCGGUCAAGCCCCAAGAUAAGUCUAGGCCGAUUUCAAGCACUCCGGUACCCGGUACUCCUUGGUGCGUCGUUUGGACAGGUGACGGUAGGGUCUUCUUUUACAAUCCUUCGUCGAGAAUUUCUGUUUGGGAGAGACCUGAUGAUCUUCUUGGGCGACAGGAUGUCGAUAAGAUGAUGGCCAACAUGCCAGAGGCUGCAGCUAAUCAGAAAAAUGCUAAGCAAGAUGAUUCCAGUGACAGUAGUGAUGAUGAUCAUCCUGGUCCUGCUAAGAAAGCUAAGCAAGAAGAGCCUGAAGAACCAGCAGCAGCAGCAGCAGCAGCAGCAGUAGUUGUUAAAGAAGAGGAAGAAAAAGAAGGUAAGAAAACAAUUGAUAUUGGCAAGGAGGCUGCUAUUGAAGCUGAAGUUCGUGCUGCGAGGGAACGAGCGAUUGUUCCACUAGAGACAAGGAUAAAAUCAUUCAAAGAAAUGCUCGCUGAGAAAGACGUAUCGGCAUUCAGUACUUGGGAGAAGGAAUUGCAUAAAAUAGUAUUCGACCCUCGAUAUUUACUGUUGACCUCAAAGGAACGGAAACAAGUAUUUGAAAAGUACGUGAAGGAACGCGCUGAAGAGGAGAGGCGCGAGAAAAGGAAUAAAAUGAAGGAACGUAAGGAACAAUUUCAAAAAUUGCUGGAAGAAGCUAAUUUACAUGGAAAAUCGUCUUUCAGCGAUUUUGCACAAAAGCACGGACGCGAUGACCGUUUUAAAAACGUUGAAAAGAUGCGUGAGCGAGAAAGUCUUUUCAACGAAUGGAUACUGGAAGUGAGAAAGGAUUUCAUGACGAUGCUACGGGAGCAAAAAGACAUCGACAGACAUUCACACUGGAGUGAUUGUAAAAAAAUGCUGGAAUCUGACUGGCGUUAUCGUGUUGUCGAUUCAGCAAAUACUCGCGAGGAUUGGUUUCGCGAUUACGUGCGUAUACUGAAGGAUGAACGAAAACGCGAGAAGGAACGUGACCGGGAUAAGGAAAAAGAGUCCCAUCGGCACCGGGACAAGGAUCAUCACAAGUCCGACAAGAAGGAUAAGGAUCGCAAGGAUGAUAAGCACAAAGAUAAAUCCUCCAAGGACAAGGACAAGGACAAGGAUAAGGAUAAGGAUAAGGAUAAGGACAAAGAUAAGGAUAAAAAGCGGCGGGGUGAUACUGCUGAGGAAAAUGGAAAAGAUAAGAAGGAUGUCGAUAAAGAAAUCGGAGAGAUUGAGGAUCUUGAUGACAAAAAAAAAGAUAAAUAUGAAAAUAAUGAUCACUCAGACUCGGAAGAAGAUCGUGAGAAACAAAAACGUGAUCGAGAAAGAAGAGCUGAAGCUAGUUUGCGGGAGCGAGAACGCGAAGUUCAGAGAACUUUGGCCACACAUUUAAGAGACCGUGAUAAGGAGAGACAACAUCAUAGACACACAGAGGCUGUACAGCAUUUUAGUGCAUUACUUGCUGAUUUAGUGAGAAAUGGAGACUUAGCAUGGAGGGAAGCUAAACGUCAAUUGAGAAAAGAUCAUAGAUGGGAGCUCGCUGAUAGCUUAGAUCGCGAGGAAAAGGAGCGAUUAUUUAACGAACAUAUUGAGCAGCUUGGCCGUAAGAAACGUGACAAGUUCCGGGAGUUACUGGACGAAGUCGGCGCGUCUACAGAGCUCACGGCUUCGUGGAAAGAUAUCAAAAAAUUACUCAAAGACGAUCCUAGAUAUACUAAAUUUUCAUCUAGCGAUCGGAAAUGUGAAAAAGAAUUCAAAGAGUACAUUAAAGAUAAAUUAGUGGCUGCGAAAGCGGACUUCCGUGAGCUGCUGCAGGAAACAAAGUUAAUAACUGACAAAACGUACAAAAAAGUCCAAGAAAACAGUGCAUGUUUGACAGAGAUAGAAGACAUUCUGAAGAAAGACAGGAGAUUUUUAGUGUUAGACGCCGCAGCAGCUGAACGCACGAGGUUACUUAUGGGUUACCUUGAAGAACUGGCACGUAGAGGCCCACCACCGCCUCCUACAGCCUCGGAACCUUCUCGUAGACCUACGACCAAG
This is a messenger RNA of Cotesia congregata, 3666 nucleotides long. The record is from the annotation of a GenBank genome assembly. Lineage: Eukaryota; Metazoa; Arthropoda; Insecta; Hymenoptera; Braconidae.